AAAUGAAAGAGAAGAAGAAGAAAACCGGAAAAGUGUGUGUGUUGUCAACGAGAAGCCGCAUGUGUUUGGAUGAAGAUCUGUGGGAUGCUUUAAAACAAACGUAACCUUUGUCCUGAAACGUUUCUGUCGGAAAGAUGACUGCCCAGGAGGUGCGCCUGUGUGGUCUCCUGCUGCAGGAGCACUUUGGAGAAAUGGUGGAGAAAGUGGGAACACAUCUGCUAAAAAGUGGAGCACAGAAUUUGAGAAUGAUCCUUCAUGAGACCGGCAUCUCAUUGGACCUGCUGAAGAAGUCCCUGUGUGUGCUGGUGCAGCACGGGGCCUGUGUUUUCAGCUCAGGCCGUAAAGGGCCUGGGAGCCCUACAGAGUAUCGGACCAGCUGUGACCGGAUUCUGAGAAUUCUGCGAUACCCGCGCUACAUCUACACUGCGAAAACCCUGUAUGGGGACACUGGAGAGCUAAUCAUAGAGGAGCUACUACAGAGAGGUCACAUGACCAUGAGCAGCACGGUUAAAACCGUCGCUGACCGCCUAACACAGAACAUGGAGGAUGGUCGCAGCAUGGAUUACAAUGACGUUUCUAAUUCAUUCUCCAAUCUGGUGGAGACCCAUUUCCUUCAGCGAUGCCCUCCACCGCCCAGAGCAGGGCCAAAAGAGAGCGCCACUCCAGCCCCCCCACCAGUCCCUGGUACUCCUACUCCCCCCAUCAGCACCUCCCUGCCCACAGCGGAGAGCUUCCCCGACUGCUACAAAGUGCCUCACGUGACACUCAUAGGGAGAGGCAAACGCCCACUCUCCAGUGAGGAUGUAGAUGACCAAAGAAAUGCAAAGAAAGCUAAGAUGGAUUCAGAGACACAUGGUGAUGAGGGGAUUUGCUGGCAGGUGAAUUUUGAGAGGUUUCAUCUCCACUUCAGAGACCAGGCCAUCAUCAGCGCUGUAGCCAACAAACUGGACCAGACUAGCAGUGAGAUAGUGCGGACUAUGCUGAGGAUGAGUGAGGUGACGACCUCGCCCUCAGCCACCUGCACAAAGCCCCUCUCAGCCAAUGAGAUCUUCAGGUCGCUGCCCACCAACUACAACAUCGCCAGGCCCAUCUUAGACCAGUACCUCACUCUACUGGUUGAUGACCCGAUGGAGUUUGUUGGGAAGGCUGGUGAAAGUGGAGGAGGGAUGUAUGUUGUCAAUAUGCACAGAGCGCUGGCCAAUCUGGCGCGAGCCACGCUUGAGUCUGUCGUUCAGGAGAGAUUUGGCUCCCGAUCAGCCCGCAUCUUCCGCUUGUUGCUAAGGAAACGUCACCUGGAGCAGAAGCAGGUGGAGGAUUUUGCUAUGAUUCCAGCCAAAGAGGCUAAAGACAUGCUCUACUCGCUGCUCUCACAGAACCUAGUCCAACUACAGGAAGUCCCAAAGACUCCUGACUACGCUCCCUCUCGUACCUUCUAUCUUUACACCGUCAACCAACUCCCCACUGCGAGAAUGCUGCUUCAGAACUGCUACAAGACAGUUGCCAACCUCAUAGAGCGCCGCCUGUAUGAGUCCAAAGAGAGCAAGCGUCUGCUGGAGAAAUCCCAGCGAAUCGAAGCCAUCCUGGCCUCUCUGCAGGCCAGCGGGGCGGAGCCUGAGCAGCUGACGGAGGUGGAGGAGAUGAUCACUGCUCCUGAAAAACAACAGCUGGAUGCCUUACGGCUUCAUAUCAACAAGUUAGACUCAGCAGAGAACCAGGUAGAUGAAACCAUCUUUCUUAUAGAGUCCUACGUCAACUCCACCACAACCACAAGUUGAGAGCAUUUCAACGUACGUUUGAAGAUUUCCCUCUUUACCUUUUGUGUAUGAAUGUUGUCAAGUAUGGCUGUUUUAUAGUUAAUAUGACUGGAUUGUUUCAGUUUGAAGUGCAGUCAAAUCUGAAUAGAUAACCUUUCUUGUUUUUAUUUCAUCCCUGAACAAAUGAAUAAACUGAAUACUUAUUUUUCAA
Molecule: messenger RNA, 1965 nt
Organism: Gymnodraco acuticeps
Lineage: Eukaryota; Metazoa; Chordata; Actinopteri; Perciformes; Bathydraconidae
Gene: polr3c
Product: polymerase (RNA) III (DNA directed) polypeptide C
Exons: 13
Coding region: 135-1775 (546 amino acids)
Biological process (GO): DNA-templated transcription
Cellular component (GO): RNA polymerase III complex
Molecular function (GO): single-stranded DNA binding
Source: RefSeq, a predicted model, not a curated record